Molecule: messenger RNA, 916 nt
Organism: Leptopilina boulardi
Lineage: Eukaryota; Metazoa; Arthropoda; Insecta; Hymenoptera; Figitidae
Gene: Cpap3-d
Product: protein obstructor-E-like
Exons: 5
Coding region: 104-817 (237 amino acids)
Cellular component (GO): extracellular region
Molecular function (GO): chitin binding
Source: RefSeq, a predicted model, not a curated record
AGAAUGUAAAUACUGUAAAAGUGGAGGUGCCAGGGUGGGGCCUUUGCGUAGUUGACUUCAGUUCAACUUCAGUAGUUAAAGUCCGUACAGCGUAGACCGAAACAUGAACUGUUUAAGUAGUGUGACCCUAUUGGUCCUGUCGACCAUAUUUUCCAUUGUCGCAAGUUUAUCAAUAUCGCCACAUGGACCACUUCUACUGGGAGCACCACAAUGUCCUGAAAUAUAUGGAGAACAAGCAUAUCCACAUCCAGAUAGUUGUAAUACAUAUUUCUUGUGUACAAAUGGUAGUUUAACAUUGGAACAUUGUGAAAAUGGUUUACUCUUCGAUGGCCAUGGCAAAGUUCAUCAACACUGUAAUUAUCAUUGGGCUGUUGAUUGUGGACAUCGCAAAUUUGACUUAACUCCAUUGAGUUCGCCAGGAUGUGAAUAUCAAUUUGGAAUUUAUCCCGACAGUGAUUCUUGCAGUCAAACAUAUAUAAAAUGUGUACAUGGAGAUCCACUUCAGGAGCAUUGUGAUGCUGGUUUAGUUUAUGAUGAAAAAUCACAUACUUGCGUUUGGCCAGAUCAACUUUUGCCCUUCUGUAAUCCCGAGCAAGUUAUUGGAUUCAAAUGUCCUAAAAAAGUACCAGCACAUACUGCCGCUGCCAAAUUUUGGCCAUUCCCAAGAUUUCCAGUUCCUGGGGAUUGUGGAAGAUUGAUUACAUGCGUAGAAGGUCAUCCACGACUUAUCACCUGUGGUGAUGGAAAACUUUUUGAUUCUGAAACUCUAAGUUGUUUGGACCCAGACGAACUCCCACAUUGUGCCAAUCAUCUUUAAAAAAGGAAAAAAAAUCCGAGCUCCAACAACAAAAAUCAACAAAGCAGUCUUUCAAAAUUUCUCUAUACUUGUAAAUAAAUAAAUUCCUAUAAAGAACAA